Molecule: messenger RNA, 4863 nt
Organism: Penicillium brevicompactum
Lineage: Eukaryota; Fungi; Ascomycota; Eurotiomycetes; Eurotiales; Aspergillaceae
Exons: 8
Coding region: 1-4863 (1620 amino acids)
Biological process (GO): carbohydrate metabolic process
Molecular function (GO): chitin binding; hydrolase activity, hydrolyzing O-glycosyl compounds
Source: RefSeq, a predicted model, not a curated record
AUGGCAUCCAUUUUGAAUGGCCUGGCUGUUGGCCUAUUUCUAUCUGCCACAGUCGUCUCCGGGCAUGGAAACUCUAGGCUGGGAGCCAGUCCCAGCUACCAAGGGUUCGACAACAUUUGCCCUGAGCGAUGCAUUGUCACGGGACCCAACCCCUCCAACUGGUCCACCUACCAAGACUUCAACCAGCUCUCAAACUGUGACCGGAGUAUGUUUUACAACUUCAACUUGUACGACGAUGUCGACGAUAAGAACUCUCACCACCGGAUCUUCGCUUGCACAACAUACGGAAAUGACUGGACCGAGGACUCGCAGGCUCACAUGCGAAUUGCACGCCCUAUGACCGAGAACAAGGUCAACUAUGAGAUCGGCUGGUCGUCCUACUCGGAUGGCACCGAGUCCGAGUACCGCUCUCUGAUCAAACAAAUGCGCGAUUAUAUUGCCCGUGGACAUGUUUCUUUUAGCAAGACUGCCAUGCUGUAUGCUCAGGUUGGUGGCACUUCAGCCGGUAUCUAUAUCGGCAACAGCCUACAGAGCAAAGAUAUCAGCGAAGUGGCUCUGGAAUCCCUUAUCGACGAUUCCCACGAUUUCGAUGGACAUCGAGAAGAUUUGACUAUGCAACUCUGCGGGCCUCACUUUGACUCUCAGCACGUCUUUGGAUUCAUGGCUCUGAGCAAUGGCACUUUCAGAAACAUUCAAUCUGCUUUCGAAUCUUGGUCCAAUGCCGAGUGCCUUGAAUUUGAAAACAGCUCCAACUUCACGGCUACCACCCACUUUACAUCGCCUAUGCUGUCUUCCAUCAAGUCUGGAAAUACGACCACAAGCAGCAUCAAGGCCUCUGGGUCAUCUCUACCCACUGAGUCUCCGAUGCCACAGAUGGGGAACACCCUAUCUUCCAGGGGGCAUACUGUCCAGUCGGGUGAUAGCUGCGCUACGAUGGCCACAAAAUGUGGUAUCCACGCUGCCGAUAUCCUUCACUACAACCCUGCACAGGGCUUCUGCUCCAAGCUGACGCCUGGUCAGCAAGUCUGCUGUUCCUCUGGCUCACUUCAACGGAAGAGAGAGGUUCUUUCUUCCAGGGGCGAAUGCCAAUCUCAGACAAUCCAAGCAGGUGAUAAUUGUCCCGCGCUGGCCACUAAAUGCGGCAUCUCCAGUGCCGAGCUCCUUCAAUACAACCCUGCCAAGGGAUUCUGCACAAGCAUCACGCCCGGGCAAAAUUAUUGCUGCUCUUCGGGCACCCUUCAGAAGAAGAGUUUGCUUUCAACCAGAGGCGAAUGCAAAACAGAAAAGGUUCUGCAAGAUGACAGUUGCGCUGCCAUCGCUACUCGCUGUGGUAUUUCCGGUGCCGAUUUCACCAAAUACAACUCCGCGAAAGGCUUCUGCUCAAAACUGAAGCCCGGUCAGCACGUUUGCUGCUCUUCUGGAACACUCCCAGACUUCAGCCCAAAACCCAACGACGACGGAUCCUGCGCAACGACCACAGUCGGCGAUGGCGAAAGUUGUUCAACCAUUGCUGCGGCCAACAGUCUGACAGAGAAAGACAUUGAUGGUUUCAACCAGAAGACUUGGGGUUGGACAGGAUGCAAGAAUAUCUUCAAGGAUUCUGUCAUCUGUAUCAGCAAGGGGUCUCCUCCCAUGCCCGCUGAGGUCUCCGAUGCACAGUGUGGUCCCCAGGUUCCCGGUACAAAGGCACCGAAGGACAUGGACAAGCUUGCGGAUCUCAACCCAUGCCCACUGAAUGCCUGCUGCAACACCUUUGGUCACUGUGGAACGACAGCCGAGUUCUGUACAGAUACCAACACCGGCGCCCCUGGUACAGCCAAGGUCGGCACCAACGGCUGUAUCUCACACUGCGGUACCAAGAUCGUCAAAGGAAACGCUCCCUCCGAGUUCCGCAGCAUCGGGUACUAUGAAGGUUACCAAUUCAAGCGCGAUUGCUUGUAUCAGGAUGUGACGCAGGUCGAUCAUUCCAAGUACACUCACUUGCACUUUGGUUUCGCCGACAUCUCUACCGACUAUGAAAUCAGUAUCAACGACAAAUCAACCAACUAUCAGUUCCAUAACUUCAAGUAUAUCUCUGGCCCGAAGAAAAUUGUCGGCUUUGGCGGUUGGGACUUCUCUACUCAGGAGUCUACAUAUCAGAUUUUCCGCCAAGGAACCAACGCAGCGAACCGGAAGACGCUUGCCACCAAUAUUGCUAACUUCGUGAGGGAACACAACCUUGAUGGUGUUGAUAUUGACUGGGAGUACCCGAGUGCACCUGAUAUUCCUGGAGUCCCAUCCGGUGACAAGAGUGAAGGAAACAACUUCCUGGCUUUCCUUGUCAUUUUGAAAAACCUUCUGGGAGACAAGUCUGUUUCAAUUGCGGCCCCUGGCUCAUAUUGGUACCUCAAGGGAUUCCCCAUUGCCAAGAUCAGUAAAGUUGUCGACUACAUUGUCUUUAUGACUUACGACUUGCACGGUCAAUGGGAUGCAGGCAAUCCCAACGCACAGCCAGGCUGCGAUGAUGGAAGCUGUCUGCGAAGCCAUGUCAACAUGACCGAGACCAGAGAGUCCCUUUCCCUAAUCACCAAGGCUGGUGUUGACUCAGGCAAGGUAGUUGUCGGUGUCAGCAGCUAUGGAAGAUCCUUCCAAAUGGCCGAUGCAGACUGCGAUGGUCCACUGUGCAAAUUCACAGGAAGCAGACUGAGUUCCAAUGCCGAGAAGGCUGACUGUACCGAUACUGCAGGCUACAUCUCCAAUGCGGAAAUCAAUCAACUCCUCAAACACAACUCUUCCCGCGUCAACAAGCACUACGUUGACACACACAGCAACAGCAACAUCAUGAUCUACGACGACACAAACUGGGUAGCCUACAUGAGUCCCGAGAUCAGAGCUUCACGCACAAAGAUGUAUGAAUCCCUCGGAAUGGGCGGUACAGUCAAUUGGGCCACCGACCUGGAAGAAUUCAACGAUGCACCCGAUGACUUUGAUGACUGGCAUGGCAUGAUUCUCCAAAUGAAGUCCGGUGUCAUCACAUCCAGGGGUGCUGGCAGCCGCAGUGGCAACUGGACCAAGAUCGGCUGCGACAACGAAUACUCCAGGGAGACGCCUUAUUGGUCCUCUACGACCCGCUGGAAUCAACUCGAUGCAGCUCAUGCUUGGAGUGAUUUGAUCGCGGAUUGGAAGGCUUACAGAUCAAAGGACAGUUCUUCCAAUGGCCAAACCUUCUCGCAAUUCAUGGUCUACCUCCUUGGUGGACCGUCAAACGCGGAGUGCGGUAGCAUUGGCGAUCAAAGCAGCUGCAGACAGGCUCUUAGCUGCAGCGAACUCACGGCAACUGAGAAGUGGGGUGCUGCGGCGGAACUCAUCUGGAAUUCAUUCGUCAAGAUCAACACGAUGCAUGUUGAGUUGAAGGAUGCUCUUGUCACUGACGCCGCACUUGUCAUUGACAACAGUCUUCCUCACCUAGAGAAUACAUUUGCGCCCGUUCCUCCUGAGAAGAAUGACAAUUGGUUGAACACUCUGCUUGGUCUUGUCGCCCUCGGUGUUCCAACGGUUGGCGGGAAAUUCUUCGAUAGUGUCCUCGUCAAGAUACCAGCAUUGAAGGCCAAGACCUCGACCUCACAGGAUCAUUACAAAGCGGUGUUCAACGCCCUUUUGACCGGCCCUGUCACGAUCGGCACAAACAUGAAGCCCAGCGCUACUCCGGAUGACUGGACAAUCGAGAAGCAAGCCGAGUUCUCCAGUUACAUGGGUCAGAGCAUGAAGGGAUGGGAAGUUAUCUUCACACAGGAUCUCAAGGAUCUGUUCGACGGCUCUGACAAGUCCAUCGAAAGACUUACAAGCAUUAUUUCCGACGCAGGUGUGCUGGACGGCAUUGAAAACGACAAACCAUAUCCCGAUAAGAGCAAGCGAAAGGACAAGGACGACGAUGAUGUCAAGUCGACAAAAGAACAGAGAGAGAACGUGGAAGCUGGCAUCCUCACUUCCUUCUGGGCAUACUCCAUUCCCGCCGUCUGGCUGGCCUCGGGUCAUCAUCCUUUCAUCAUUGAUACCGGUCGGAGCUGCGAUGACAAUAAUGGGGACAAGUAUACCAAGGACUUGAAAUCUGCUUGUUACCAAAAGCGACUGUACCAACUGGGUGAUCCUGAUGGCAAGUCACACCCUUGCAAGAAGAAUUGCGGAUUCCCAGGAGGCUGUACCUGUCCUGAUACUGCAUUCUCUUCACCUCAUGGUGUGGGUGAGCUUGAUGGCAGCAAAACCUGGGGUAACCUUACAGUCGAUGAUAUUAUCAUUGGAUCCGUCAAAACAUACAAGCAAAAUGGCAACGAGAACGGCGGAGGCAAAGCAGACGCAACAGACUCUGGUACAUUCAACGCCCUCCGGAACUCAGACAUCACAACCCCUGGAUUCAUGCGCCUUCCCGUGUGCAGUGAGAGUCUGGCCCGCAAAUCCUGGGAAAACGCCGACAGUACAGACGCCACCAGAGACAAGGAGGGCUUCCCAUGCAACAACGACAAUGGCAAGUCUUAUUGCACCACCUCAAAGUCAACAUAUGUCAAGGAGACAUCUGGUGGAUCCCCACUGAUCGAGGAUUGUCUUGCACUUGUCAAAAAGAUUCAAGGAACAAAGAAAUACUGGGACAAGCCGAUCGAGAGACAGUUUGGAAUUGUCGGUUCUGGGACAUGUACUUUCGGCAUUACGGGCAAAGGCCGUAAAGGCAAUGCCAACGAGAAAGUCGGGGCGCAGGACGUUGUUAAUAUCAUUCGGUAUGCUGCGAAGCACUGGGGUGCGGGAGAAACCAGAAUGGGGGGUAAGGGAACCAUGCAGUGCGAUGGUAACAUCAAGAGGCAAAAGGUAAACUGGGCUAUAUACAAGAAGUAG